Brachypodium distachyon (stiff brome) is the source of this 1962-nucleotide messenger RNA. RefSeq lists its product as uncharacterized. The coding region runs from base 477 to 1811 and encodes 444 amino acids. Lineage: Eukaryota; Viridiplantae; Streptophyta; Magnoliopsida; Poales; Poaceae. The record is from RefSeq and is a predicted model, not a curated record. The transcript has 4 exons.
UUCCAACGACCCAAACCUCGCCGACUCCCUAAACCUCCCUUCGCCCCCCUCCCUGCCCUGGCCCAUCCCGCUGCCGAGCGCCCCGACGGCCCAACCACGUAGCUUGUCUUCCUCCUCGAGCGAGCGCCGCCACCGCUGCCGAGCGCCCCAGCCCCCUCGCUCGGUCGCUCGUCUUCCUCCUCGUGCGAGCGCCUCCACCGCAGAUAUCUAUCUCCCCUGCAAUUCUCUCGUUCCCGACCGUUUCUCCUCCCAUCACCCCACGAACAGAUCCCGCCCUUUAGCUUCCCGUUGCAUCUCCUUAAUCUUCCCCAAUUCGUAACUGAGGCAAAAAUCAAGGUAGGGCGGCCGCCCUACCUUGCCCUACGGGUCCUCCGCCCUUGGGCCGAGGAAAGGAGCGAAUCCUUCUUUUUGUUUAGUGCUGUUUGGCUUCUGGAGGGGGGGGGGGGGGGGGGUGUUAGGAGCUUCGGUCGGGCUUCAUGGAUUUCUUCAAGAUCAAGAAGUUUGGGAAGGGCUGGAAGGGUGGCAAGGGUGAGGAGGAGAUCGUGGAGUGCGAAGAGGACGUGAGGUCUGGGAAUGUGGCAUCGGAGGGUGACGUCUCGGAGGAGAACCCUGAGGCGGUGGCGGCAGGUGCGGGUGCUGGUGUGGCCAAUGGGGGAUUAGAGGGUGGGGGAGAGGAGGACGACGACGAGGAUGACGAUUUCAUCACGAACGAGGUGAAGCGGAGGCUCAAGGAGAUUAGGAAGAACAACUUCAUGGUGCUCAUCCCCGAGGAGGAGAAUGGUGGCGAGGAGGAUGGGGAAGGGGAGGAGGAGGAAGAGGAAGGGAGUAGCUCGAGGGAGUGGAUGGAGUCGGACGUGGGUCAAGGGUUCCCGUUGUCCGGGUUUGACUCGCUGUACGAUAAGUACUGUCAGAGAAUGGUGGCGUUUGAUAAGAUGCUCACGCAGGUCUUGAAGGAUGCAGGGUCAUUCAACAUCUCAAAAAAGUCACCUAGAUCAGCAUCCAAAUUGGCAUCAACAUUUCGCAGUCUCUCAUUCAAAAAACGGGAUGAGCUCCAGGAGGAUUCUGAGCGUCUUCAGCAACAGCAGAGCGAGGAUGACCCAUACCAAAUACUUGAGACUGCAUAUGUUGCACAGGUUUCCUUAAGCUGGGAGGCUCUUCAUUGUACUUACAUGCACCUGAGUUUGAUACUCGCAGCACAGCCUGAGAACCCCACCACCUAUAGCUGUGCUGCUCAAGCAUUUCAGGAGUUCCAGGUUCUGUUGCAGAGAUUUAUUGAGAAUGAGCCAUUUGAGCAAGGUUCACGAGUUGAAAUAUAUGCACGUUCUCGGGGCUCCUUCUCAAAGUUACUUCAGGUCCCCACUUUUCAAGUCGCAGACAAGAAAGAUAAUGCUGAAGACCAAAUGGAACCAUCAACUUUCGCACCUGAUCUCAUCAAAUUAUUAGAGGAGUCUAUCUUAACUUUCCGUCUUUUCCUGAAGAAAGACAAGAAAAGGAGUAGUGUCCUCAUGAGCGUUCAUGGUCAUACUGGAAGUUCUAUCCAGCAAGUUCAAUCCUCUCUUGACAAGAAGGAGGUGAAGGUGAAAGAGCUAUUCAAGAAGAAAAAGGGAUGGAAGAACAAGACCUGGCCAACCACAAUGGAAGAAGUGCAGCUGCUGUUUGCCCUGACCGACAUCAAAGUUGUGUCGAGGGUCCUGAGAAUGGCGAAGCUCAGCAAGGAGCAGCUGCUGUGGUGCGAGGAGAAGAUGAGCAAGCUUGAUCUCUCUGACAACAAGCUGAGGCGGGAUGGAUCCCCUAUCCUUUUCCCCUGCUGAUGCAUUUUCCGUGCCAUCUCGUUAGGGUUUGUCCGUGCUAGCCUGGCUGCUUCCUGAGCUGAUACAUUGCCUACCUUAUGCUAUGUACAUUCCUUUAGAUCGAAACAUGUAUACUAAAAGUAAUAAUGCCUAAAAAGAUAUUGUUCUUACA